This is a messenger RNA of Mesocricetus auratus (golden hamster), 688 nucleotides long. RefSeq names its product BANF family member 2 (gene Banf2). Gene Ontology annotation, molecular function: DNA binding. The record is from RefSeq and is a predicted model, not a curated record. Lineage: Eukaryota; Metazoa; Chordata; Mammalia; Rodentia; Cricetidae. The coding region runs from base 366 to 638 and encodes 90 amino acids. The transcript is spliced from 5 exons.
UCCCAAGGGCCCAGAAUACUUGAUUACUGUCCAUGUUGAGCACACCUGCAGUUACAGAUCCAUAGUAGCAAGCCACCUGCUGCCUGCCUCUACCUGACCAGGUACACCCGGAUUGCUUCCCUUGUCAUGUGGCGUCUCCACUGGUGGUUGCCAAGCUCACAUCCUCCAGUCAAGCAAUCCCUUCAGAGAAAGGACCUGAGUAACCAGUCCCAGGACAUUGAGGGUCUGCUGACACACAGAGCCCUCUAAAACCAGAGUCUUCAGAUCCAUCUUUUCUCAAAGGGUUUAGUUUCAACUCAAGGUGUUCCAAAACGAACCGGAAGACAAGAAGGCUUACAAGAGGAGAUCUGCUUCGCAGAAAGGAGAUGGACCACAUGUCUCCUAGGCUGAGAGCCUUCCUCUCUGAACCCAUUGGGGAGAAGGAUGUUGCCUGGGUGGAUGGAAUCAGCCGUGAGCUUGCCAUCAAUUUGGUCACCAAAGGUUUCAACAAGGCCUACAUCCUGCUGGGACAGUUCCUUCUCAUGCACAAGAACGAAGCAGAGUUCCAGAGGUGGCUCAUCUGCUGUUGCGGUGCCACAGAGCAUGAAGCCCGCCAGAGCUCCACCUGCCUGAAGGAGUGGUGUGCCUGCUUCCUGUAAACACCUGGCCCAGCCACUCUAUCCCAGAUACAAGAUACAGCCACCACCUA